UGGGUUUAGGGAUAAUCUUAUCUUAUAAAUAAAAUAAUUAAAACAGAGAAACCCAAAAUAAAUAAAAAAACUACGACCUCUCCUUUCCUUUCAUUCCUCUGCCGCGCCGUUUACUGUUCACAGGAAAAAAGAGCUGGACAGUUGGUCGAUCAGACGGACACGGUUACUGCUCCGGCGGCCGCUUUCUGGAAAAUAUUUGAACUGUUUUUGUUGAUUUCAGUUUAACGAUAUUCUUACUGUUGGAUCAGUGAUGAUUGACGCUCAACUUGAUAAGGAGGACCACAGUUCGAUCACCCGCAACUGCGAUCGGGAGGGGCUGGAACCGGGACUGACCCUGGACCAAUUAACUAUUAUUAACUAUAGCCCUUUUGUUAGCUUAUUGAUGAUAAUUUGCUUACAUUGCAGAUGGAGGAUACUGAGGGUAGGCUUGCUCAGGAACUGUAUGCUGAAAGUUUACAAUUCUCAAAAUUGGAAUUGAGUUCAAAUCAUGCUGAUGACGAGCACCAAGAUAAGUUAAAGGCUUGUGAUGAUGGUGAUAAUUCGAACCUUGAUGAUUCUCCGUGGUAUGAUUCUGAUGACGAGUUACAUACGGAGUGGCAGAAGAGGCGUGACGAGAUUAUGACUAACGAGUUCCAUACGAUUGGGUAUCGGGAAGGUCUUAUGGCAGCGAAAGAAACUUCUGCACAAGAGGGAUUCAAUAUCGGUUUUAAACAAUCAGUCCACGCUGGUUAUCGCUGGGGUGUUGUAAGAGGUGUAGCCAGUGCUUUUGCUCAUCUUCCAGACCAGUUAAAAGAGAAGUUGGUUGAAAAACUAGAGAAGAGAAAUGAAUUUCAAGGGCUGUAUCAUUCAGUGCAAUCUUUGACGACAACAGAUUCCCUUAAGUUGUUUCAUGAAGACAUCAUAGCACAAGAAGCUUCGGAACAAAAUGUACACGUAGAUGUUAGCUGCAACACAGUAAGUUUGCAGGAGAAAACUUCACACAACUCUCCUCUGGUAAAGUAUCGUGAACAACUUGAAUCUCUGAUUAGUGAUUCUCCUGCCAUUGACAGUCAUUUACCUGAACCCAAGUAAAUGGUUAUACCUUGUAUGUAAAACACUUUAGCCUAGAAUGGUAAUGGCUUCUUGUGGAAAAAAUAUCUUCUAUUUACAUGAUUGUAAAAACUUUUAAGUUGCUGUAAUUGAGCUCCAUUCAAAUACUCUUUUUUGGUAAUGAAAGUCGGACUUUUUAUACAAACAAGUGUUUCUCUUA
Messenger RNA from Trifolium pratense (red clover), 1249 nucleotides. RefSeq lists its product as uncharacterized. The transcript is spliced from 5 exons. Bases 406 to 1071 code for a protein of 221 amino acids. The record is from RefSeq and is a predicted model, not a curated record. NCBI's taxonomy places the organism in Eukaryota, Viridiplantae, Streptophyta, Magnoliopsida, Fabales, Fabaceae.